Messenger RNA from Osmia lignaria (orchard mason bee), 6164 nucleotides. It is a transcript of the gene mwh, whose product is annotated as multiple wing hairs. Gene Ontology annotation, biological process: cell migration; cortical actin cytoskeleton organization; regulation of cell shape. The record is from RefSeq and is a predicted model, not a curated record. Gene Ontology annotation, cellular component: cytosol. NCBI's taxonomy places the organism in Eukaryota, Metazoa, Arthropoda, Insecta, Hymenoptera, Megachilidae. Gene Ontology annotation, molecular function: small GTPase binding; actin filament binding.
UAUUUGGCGAUUGAUGCGACGUAGGUCGUGGCUUGACCCACAGUCUGAGAAUGAUGUUGGACGUCGUGUCGGAGCGAACCGCGAGGCGAGAUGUAGAGGAGUCUCGCUGGAGAGAGGCGAUACUCACACGUGCACCUGGGGGCAUUCACGAGUUGCCAGUCGGCUGUUGAAACCCGCCCGGUGAAUGCCUCUCGAGGCUCUUCUAUAAGGAUUUUUCACCGACCUUUCGAUGCACCCGAGGGGGUUCUCUACGCACGCCGAGUAAUUUUAAUAGAAACUUAUAAGAGCGAAAUUUCGAUCCACCUUCAACGCGGCUAACGUAUCGCAUCGAUCGCUGGCGCGUGACAGAGGAUCUACACACGAAGAAGAAAGUGAAAAUGUGAUUCUGUGAUGGUGAACGGAGAAAUUACAACUAUACCGGAUCAUUGACUUUUCGAUGGAUUUCAUUAGUUACAUUUAAGUGGUGUUCAAGAGAAAUCGAGCGUAAUUGAGACGAUUACACCGAUCAGCGAAGACUCGAUGCAAAACCGUUUACAGUGAUUCGAAACCGCAGUCUUAGUUGCGAUCAGUGUUGAUAAAUACCGAGAGAGUGAAUUUUCGAAUUUAUGAUUGUUGUUCCUUGGAGAUCGUAACGCGAGGCGAGGAUUUCUCAAAGAUACGAGAUCAUUACGGUUUACGGUAAUUUAAGUGAAAACACGGCAAAGCGUGUUACGAAUAACAGUUCCACGAAAGAAAGGCGCAAGAAAUCAUUGGCCAUAAACGGAAGAAAAAUACUUCUCCGAGUAGCAGAGCAAUGUGAUAACGGUUCCAACGAUUUUUCACAUAAUGUCAGUGGAUCACUAGGUUUUCCAGCCGCAUCGUCUGGUUCAGUUUUUGCAAAAGUUCGCGCACGCAAUUGUUCCAGACUCGGCCUUCGACGAGCGGUUAAUUAACAUCGUGCCAGCUUUUUACGCGGAUCCGCAUCGAUUCGCGUGAUUGUUAUCGCGACAAAUUGCGAAGGUAACUGUGAAACGACAAAUCAAUCUGACGUUUGGUAUGCCGAAGCCGCGUUUCGAAUUCAUGCAGGGCACCCGUUACUUCGACUGCAAGGAAGUUUUUGCGCGAUGAAAGGUGUAAUCGGUGCUGAAGAUGAAUAGCCGAAGGCAUACGCGACAGUACACGCAGAAACGUUUCGAGGUAGCUCGUUCUUUUCCAUACGAGUGCGCGAACAGUCCCCCGUGAAAAUCCUCGGUAUACCGACGACACUGACGUUAAUGAUGUUAACGACAACGUACAACGAAGAAGGACGCGACACGCUGAUAACAUCGCACAAAACAUAACAGGAACAAGUGUAACAUUAUCAGUAACGAGACUUUAAUUGCCUACCCACGCGAGGUAAUACGAUUUAAUUAAAAGGAAGGUUAAUUUGGGAUACGAUCGUGGAAAAUGCGGUUCUCAAUUCAUUAUCGAGAAGAAACGAUCCUCUCGAAAGCGUGUACUAGCAUCGACGUAAAACGAGGCAGCGCGUAUAGAAGCACCGAGGAUAAUUUAUGAAUCUACAUAUCGGGAUAUCUUAAUAAACUCGGGUCGCAAAGAGGCGCUUCAAUCCUCUCGCCAGCCGAGGAAGCGCAGCUAUUUAAUAAAUAGUUACGUUCGAGGGGUGGUCGGCCAGGCCCCGUAAUUACGCAAGUAUGAACACAAUCGCAGAGGCAAAGACAAUGCCGGAGAUUGCUGCGAUAUCGGUGAGACAUCGCUGAAGAAAAAUUUCUCAUUGUCCGAGGAAUGUGGGCGUAUCGAGCGAGAUAUCUUGGGGAUACGAAGAAGGAUUUUGCUUGGAGAAGAGAGAAGUACACAAAAGCGGUUUAUAGCACGCGCUAUUAAUUUAUGUAUCAAUUAUUCAGGUUAAUCGCGCGGGAGAACAAGCAACCGAUGAAAAUUUAAUUGCGAUUAACUAAUCGUAUUCAGACUGUUGUAAAAGCAUUACAAAUGUAACGUACAAAUGUAUUUCUAGCGGGGAUUAACAGAGCAUUUAGCGUUGUUAAUUGUGACUGAAUAAUAGAAGAGCUUGGAAACUUGCUAAUGUAAUGAUUCAGCAAUUGAAAUUUGGUGAGUUUAAUUAUAUCAAGAACAGAAUAAAAAAACUAAUCGUGUUUCUACGAAAAGUGUUAAUUGAGAGUUGUGCAAAUUGGAAGAUUUAUAUCUGCAUUAUCUACCGUGAGAAAAAUGGGGAAUGCGCGAUCGCAGCCUUGCCGACGCGGUAAACCUCCUUAUCUGCUCUACCUUAUCCAUAAAACAUGGAACAUCGUGGCUGACCAACGGAAGGAACAGGAUCGAUCUGACGAUACCGACCAAGAAACUGACUUAUCAUCGAGAUGCAGUGGAUGCAACGGAUGCGAUUAUCGACAGGACAGUCUUAUCUUCGACAGCGAGACGGACAUGGCUCCGAACGCAGAAGAGGAGUUGCUGGUAGUGAAACCCUGGGGACCACAACCGGAAAAGGAGCGAUUAAGACCGCCCACGUACAACGCGGAGGACUACGCGAUCGCCUUGAGACGAUGGGGAAGACGUCCAUUAGGAAGUGUUCAAGACUCGCAGGGUACUCUGCCGUCGACAACCAGUUCGAGUUCCGGUUACGCUUCCGGAAGCGGCGAGAUGACCUUGAGACAAUUCACGUCGGUCAGCGAGCUUCUGAACAAGCUCAGGGCUGACCUGAGGCUCGCGUUUCCAAGCUUCGUCCAGGAAUUCGCUUCGCCUCCAGCCGAUGGGAUCACUUUGUUACUCGAGACACUUCGAGGUGUACAGCUGGCCCAAAGUUCGCCACCCACUUCCGGUCACACGGGUCCAAGGGUCGGCACAAGGAGAGCUGCUCUGGACGAGUUGGGCUGCGUCGAGUGUCUGGCCGCAUGCGCCGAGCGAUGCGCCGAUGCACCGAGGCUCCUGGUGCAAGCUCAACCGGGUCUUCUCGCUCUGGCGGUUUGUCUGACCAGUAGCUUGAACCGGUCCCGAGUGCUGGCACUCCAGUUGUUGACGAAAGUUUGCCAGACACCUGGUGGUCACGCAGCCGUCUCUGAAGCCGUAUCGACUCUGAGGCUAAAGUACGGCGAAGGUGGACGUUUCCGGUUCCUAGCCGGCGCGCUCCUCGCUCCCAGAGCAGCAAUUGCACUGAGAGUCGCAGGAGUUUCAUUUCUGAACGCCUUCCUCAAGUCUGCCCCGCGAACCCAGACCAGAUUGUACAUUCAGGCCGAAGCCUGCGAAGCUGGAUUAGAGCCGCAGGUCCUUCAAGAGUGGCUGAAAGAAUUGGACGGUAGGGAGGAGGACGCUCUGAACGAUCUUCUGCAUAAGGAGGUUCAGAAAUGGACGCACAACUGCGUCGACGUGGACGCCCUGCAGCGAAGGGUCGUACGUGCCGAGGAAACUUGUAGGAUUCUCAGCAAAAAGGUUUCGGCGUUGCAGACGCAGGUACAGCAGCUGCAGCUGGAGAAGCUGAACAAUUACAACUUGGAGGAUCGUGAGAAGAUGACGUUGCUCGGCACCAAACAGUCGCCGAAGGUGUCCUCGAACGCGGAGGACGAAGGCAUCAGCUCGUCGGAGAGGUCGAGCAGUCCGGAGAACACGAAACACCAGUCCAGAUCCAAUCAUCAGAAGAUGAACCCGUCGCCGGAUAACGAUCAGGAGACGACGAUAGAGGAUGUGAUCGAGGAGCUGAGGAUCAUUGUGAAGGAUGCCGAAGAGGAGUUCGGUGACAAGAAUCACGAACAGGAUCGAAUAGAUCACGUAACUGAUCAAGACUUCUGCAACGAACACAGAACAAGCUCGAAGAUCUCGUUGAAUAAUUCCGAAGCUUACUUGUACGACAAGGUGUUGAAGAGAGAUCAGACUGACGCAAAGAUCCCAAACUCUAACACCGGUUCCAACAUGUCUCAGAGCGUGAUCAAAGGUGAACAGGUUACUUACUUUGGCAACGAACGAGAUUACAGCAUAGAUUCGAGUAGCGCCAAACGACUGAACGGUGAAACUCGUCGAGUUUCAAAAUCAUCGGUAGAUGGCAGCGUGAAGAUCGUCGUUAAAGGACCAGACGUCGAAGAAGCAAUCGUCCCGACCAUUCUACACCCUCAGCCACCCAGGAGAUCGCCACCAUGUUUGUCGGCCAUCAUGGCAGUCAGACACUGUGAUUUUAUAGAUCAAGAGGAGCCGUACAAUUCUCACGACGAAGAUAUCGAAGAGGAAACUUUGGGAGACGGCAGCGACUCUCUUCUUAGCGCUUCUCGAUUGAAAUACAACGGGAAGAGUCAACCGUAUGAAGAACAAAUUCGAACAACCGAUAUGGAUCACUUUCAGAAGCAAUGUAAGAAGGAAAUUGAGAACGACGGUGAGACGAAGACAACGAAGAAAUCAUUGGAGGACGUUCGGCAUUUUGGCGAGGACGAAGUGAAAGAUAAGAAAACGAUACGGAAUUACGAGAGUUCCUGCAGCGGAAAGAACAGAACGAGCAACGAGUCCAGAUCGAGCAAACAAACGGACGGGUUCGCGCAAAGACACGGGUCGAAGUACAGAAGCGAAGUGGAGAAGCGGAAGCUUCUUCGUAGAUCGUCGAGCCAUGAUUAUCUCGAGUCGAGUGCCUCGAGUCCGCGCUCGAAAAGAUCCUCCAGAAGCAGGGUAGAGAGUCAGAUCAGGAAGUUCGAAAGUCUGAAUUCGUUCGACGAGCACCGAAGUCUUCAGAGUUACGGGAGAAGCUCGGAGAAUCUGAGCAAAGAGGAACAGGUGUUCGGUGAUGAGAAUUCAAGAAACAGGAUGCGUAGAUCCGAAUCCUUCCACCAUGUAUCGCACGUUGCCAGAAAGGAGCGAUGCUCGUCUCAAGGAGGAAGCGACAGUGGAUUGUUAUACGUGACUGAUUUCAACCUGGAACCACUGCUAACUCGAAGACCAAGAUCCAUCGACGCUCCAAAGUCGCCCAGUUUGUUGACCAAGUCUUUGGAUAGAAUCGACGAAGGUUUGGACUCGAUGGUCGACAUUGUGAUCACCGAGGAAAAAGGCCAAUGGAGCUCUGGCAAGUAUCAAUCCAAAACAAAGAAGGCUCGACAGGAAAGGCAACUGGUUAGGUCGAAGUCGAGUAGAUUGGAAGAAUCGAGGAGUUGUUACGAAUUGGAUACUAAAGGGAGAAAAGAGGAAUCGAGAAGCAAACAUUUGAGGAAUGAUGAAUUAUAUUCUGGACACGUGAACAACAAACAGCUGAGGAGCGACGAGUUGUACGAGGAACAGAGAAAUCGAGAAUGGAAUUGUCAGAACGAACAGAAUUCUACCAGGAAGAACGAAUUAAAUUUGAAUUGUACCCCUAUGAUAUUAACGAAAAACGGCAUGAGACACAAUUCUUUCAGUCAGAACGAAACUAUGGGGAAUAAGUUUACAAACAGAUCCACUGACUCUGGUAUUUUUGCUGGCCGAACUUACGACACCUUCGGACUUGGAAAGAAUCGAUUCAAUGCCGGGAAAUAUUCGGGAAAUCAACCGGUCAAAAAGGAGAGUCCUGCUGGAAGAAGAAAUACCACACCUGCGAUCAUUGGAAAUCGUGGAAAAGUCACUGACGUAGUUUCAGGACUUUAUUAAAAAUUAAUCUUUCAAUUAAUAAGUUUUCGACGCUGCUCACAAUGUACGAAAUAUUGUACAGUAUUACUAAAACAUAUUUUUGUACAGAUUUUAUAAGAAAAUGGAGAUGUAUGUCUGAUGGAAUUCGGUGCAAGCAAACAUCGAAAGUGAAAUGUAAUCUCGUUUAGUUUUUAUAAUACGUAUAUUAAUGAAACCAAUACGAUACUUCAGUGCAAUAUGUAUAAGUAUUAUCGGCAGAAGUUGAAGAAUUAAUUUAUGUUGUAAUUAAUACUGUUGAUAAUUACAGUGAGUAUACACAUACCAGUUUUCAUAACGAAGAUACGUGUUUCGGUGAUGGACCAAUUACACGAUUUUAACUACAUAUAUCACGUUAAAAGCUGUAAUUUAUGAACACUUAAACAAAUGAGACACACGUGUGCACACACAUUUGUGUACAUACACUUGUGUACAUAAUACUACUAAAAUAUGCAAAAGCUAAUAGAUAACAGAAACGAAAAAGUAUUUUUUAACUUAUCACAUUCGAUUUACUCACGCUGAAAUACAAUUGUAUCUUUGAAAUUUAAUAAAAUUGUUGUCCUUAA